AUGACUUUCGUAUCAUUUGGUUCUGAUGAUGAUAUUUACUUGCUAUCUACUACUCAUCUUAAUGAUACAUCAGAUUCAUCGACAAAUUGUCUUGUUAAUGACUUGACUUCAUCUUCUUCAAAUUGUUAUACUCUUGAACAACUAAAGUAUUUCUUCUUUAAAAAAGAUCAGAGUGUUUGCCUUGAUAAUAAAAACUCUACGAAACCAUUAGCGUCUUGGUGGCGCUCUUUUGGAUAUGUAACUGUAAAAAAUAAAAAAAAUGAAUUAGAACAAAUUAAUGGAUUUAUUAGCUGUUUCAAGUGUUAUCACGUAUUUCGUUAUGAAUCUGCAAGUGGAACAAAGCACUUUAUCGAACAUGCAGAUCGAUGCUUCCCAUUAUCUUCUUCAAAUCCUGCUUCAGAUGAAAGAAAUGAUUCAAAAUUGGUUCAAUAUAAAUUAAAUCAAGUUGGUUUUCGACGAAAAGCUAAAUUAACAUUUAAACAAAAAAAUGAAUUAAAAGAAGUUCAUGCACAAUGGAUUUGCACAGAUUUUAGGCCGUUUACAAUAUUAGAAGAUUAUGGUUUUGAACAUUUAGCGAAUAUCGCUGAACAUGGACUUGUAGAUGCUAAAGAAUUAUUACCAAGUUGGCAUACAGUUACUCAUAAUGUUGAUGAUCUAGCUGCUAAAUGA
Rotaria sp. Silwood1 is the source of this 669-nucleotide messenger RNA. Lineage: Eukaryota; Metazoa; Rotifera; Eurotatoria; Philodinida; Philodinidae. The record is from the annotation of a GenBank genome assembly.